This is a messenger RNA of Cucumis melo (muskmelon), 1770 nucleotides long. RefSeq names its product xyloglucan O-acetyltransferase 1. Gene Ontology annotation, molecular function: O-acetyltransferase activity. The record is from RefSeq and is a predicted model, not a curated record. Lineage: Eukaryota; Viridiplantae; Streptophyta; Magnoliopsida; Cucurbitales; Cucurbitaceae. The coding region runs from base 138 to 1481 and encodes 447 amino acids. The transcript has 2 exons. Gene Ontology annotation, cellular component: Golgi apparatus.
GAGGCCCUUGUCUGCAAAUUCACCGAUCCCUCCACACUCGAGAAAGAAAAGAAAAAAGAAAAGGAAAAGCUGAGAGCUUUUUCGUCUUUGUCCGCCAUUGAAGUUGGAGACAUCAAAAGAAAGGAAGGUUUGUAAAAAUGGGGUUUAUUACAAAUCUCUUGAAGGAACAGCGGCAUAUUCUGUUAACCAGAAAGCUUUUACCUUGGUUCAUUUAUGCCCUUCUUCCAUUAGCUUUCUUCCGAUUAUACUUUCAUCCUAUCCAUCUUCCAGAAAAUUCCAUUCAUCAGUCACCCCAAAUCGUCGUUUCUUCUUCUUCGUCUUCUUUGUCGACUCCUCCUUUUUCAUCUUCCCCUGUUCUUGAAGAAGAAGUAAAUGCGAUUACUGAAACUUCAUGUGAUUACACCGACGGCAAAUGGGUCCCCGACAAGUUGGGACCUUUAUACAAUGGUUCAACCUGCGGUACAAUCAAAGCUGCCCAAAAUUGCAUCGCUCAUGGUCGAACAGACUUGGACUAUCUUUACUGGCGAUGGAAGCCCCACAAAUGCUCUCUCUCAAGGUUUGACCCAAAUAAAUUUUUUCACUUAAUGACUAACAAACACAUAGCCUUCAUCGGGGAUUCAAUGGCUAGAAACCAAGUGGAAUCCCUCCUCUGUAUUUUAUCCUCUGUUUCGAAACCCCAUCUCGUUUACAGAGACGGCGAGGACAACAAAUUCCGGCGAUGGAAUUUCCCAUCUUAUAAUCUAACUCUUUCCGUUUACUGGUCACCGUUUCUCGUCGACGGAAUUGAAAAAUCAAACACCGGUCCUAAUCACAACAAACUUUUUUUACAUCGUGUGAAUGAGAAAUGGGCUGUGGAUUUAGAUGAUUUCCAUUUGGUUGUAUUCUCAAUCGGCCAUUGGUAUUUACAUCCAGCAGUGUAUUACGAAGGGGAUGAAUUAGUAAUGGGGUGUCAUUACUGCCCUGGUUUAAACCACACCGAGAUUGGAUUCUAUGACGCUUUGAGAAAGGCAUUGAGGACGACAUUUCAGACGGUAAUCGACAGAAGAAACCCAGCAAACAGCGAUGAACUGAACAUAUUUCUAGCAACAUUUUCCCCCUCUCACUUCGACGGGGAGUGGGACAAGGCCGGGGCGUGCCCAAAAACGAAGCCUUAUGAGGAAAAUGAGAAGAAAUUGGAGGGCAUGGAUGCAGAAAUAAGAGGGAUUGAAAUGGAGGAAGUGGAAGAAGCAAAAUCUAGAGCGAAACAAAAUGGGGGGCUGAGGAUUGAAGCUUUGGAUGUGACGAAGAUAUCGAUGUUGAGGCCGGAUGGGCAUCCGGGUCCUUACAUGAACCCAUUUCCAUUUGCCAAUGGGGUUGGAGAUCGUAUCCAGAAUGAUUGUGUUCAUUGGUGUUUGCCUGGCCCUGUCGAUACUUGGAAUGAGAUUCUUUUGGAAAUUAUGAACAAAUGGGAGAGACAAUCAAGUAGAAACAGAGGAUUAUGAGGGUACAUUUAUUCUUAAACUUCAUUACAUUCAUGCUAAAUUUCAUCAUUCAUACUUACUUACUCUUCUAUUUGUUACCUUCCCAUCUAUACAAAUUAGGCCUGUUUGAUCAGGUGUGGAAGGUUUGAUUUUUGAAUUGAAUCUCCCUACUUGUUCCAACGAAAAAAACCACUAAAUUACAAGUUUAGUUUACUAAGUUUGAGAUUUUUGUUUAUUUGUAAUGCCUACCCAUUUAUUUUUAAACUUUUAAUUUUGUAUCUAAUAAAUCUCUUAACUGUGUUUGAAGUUA